AGAGAGAGAGAGAGGACAAGCCACGAAGAAGCUGCGGCCAUGAAUGGACCCGUGAGCGAGCCGGAGAUGGCGGGCAUCCUCGUGCACGCCAAGCUGGCCGCAAAGAACGACCGGGCCCAACGCGACCGCCUCCUGCAGUUCCAGCUCCAGCUGCUGGCCCCGUCCCCGGUGGCCGGCGAGGGCAACGACGGCGCGGACCUGCCGCUCAAGGAGAUCGCCUCCGGCCUCCUGGACGUGUGCUACAGCCGCAUCGAGAUGGCCGCCCGCAGCCUCGCCACGUCCUUCAAGCUGGCGGUCAAGAACGGCAUGCACCCCUCGCUGCCGCUCUACUUCGGGGAGAUCCCGGACGAGAAGCUGUUCGACUGCCUCCUCACGCUGCGCCUGCCCCGCCGCCCGGCCAACCAGUUCCAGGCCCUGGCGCGCGUGGAGGCCGCCUACUACGCCGUCAAGUGUAUCCAGGAGCACUUCCUCCCCCGCUGCGUCGAGCACCUCGGCUACCCGUACCUGGCGUACGCCGCGAGCGACGACGACGACUCGGAAGACAGCCUCCCGGACACCGGCGACGACUGCAAGAUCGGCCUGCCACUGCCAGAACCAGUCACCACCAAGCACCUCGUCGAGACCGGCAUGCCGGACCCGGUCGCCGUCGUCACCGAGGACCUCGCCAAGAUCGGCCUCUCGGACACGGACGCCACCGCCACCAAGAACCUCGCCAAGAACAUCCUGCCUGACUCGGACGCUGCCGCCAUCGAGCCCACUGAGGACAGCGGCAAGAUCGACGGCCUCCCCGUCCCCGCCCCCGCCGCCUCCGCUACCGGCGAGACCACGCAGGCGGCAAGCGUCGACCUGGACCAGGCUCGCACCUACCUCAACCGCGCCUGCACCCUCGCGAAACUCGCCGCGAAGAGCAUCGACCUCGCCGUCACCACCAUCUCCAGCUUCGCCUACGCCAAAGAGGUCGCCGCAAUCUCCAACUUCGUCGACCGACUUAGUUAUACCUAGACUACCUAAUAACCUUCAGGGGGCAGAGGCAGGAAGAAGAGCAAAGGCAUCUAUUAGCACCUAUCAAAUCAAUCUAGCACUUUUGUUCUUCACUUGAUCGAGGAUGUCGAGCGAUCUUUGCGAUGUUGAUUGAUUCAAGCCAGCUCUUAGGAGUUGUUGGUUAAGUUAUGCAUUAAUCCUGUAGUUCAUGCGUUCUUCUUUCA
This is a messenger RNA of Lolium perenne, 1205 nucleotides long. RefSeq lists its product as uncharacterized. Lineage: Eukaryota; Viridiplantae; Streptophyta; Magnoliopsida; Poales; Poaceae. The record is from RefSeq and is a predicted model, not a curated record.